Molecule: messenger RNA, 2234 nt
Organism: Tupaia belangeri chinensis (Chinese tree shrew)
Lineage: Eukaryota; Metazoa; Chordata; Mammalia; Scandentia; Tupaiidae
Gene: RMDN3
Product: regulator of microtubule dynamics 3
Exons: 13
Coding region: 30-1541 (503 amino acids)
Cellular component (GO): spindle microtubule; mitochondrion; mitotic spindle pole
Molecular function (GO): microtubule binding
Source: RefSeq, a predicted model, not a curated record
CACCGCGCUUCCCAAGGUGCGCGGAGUUGAUGGCGCUGUUUCAUGACGUCACGAUCAUUGACAGCGUGAGGCCCUGGUGGCUGCUGCUAUGGUGGCUAGCGGCUGGGUGCAGCAUGUCUAGACUGGGGGCUCUGGGCGGCGCCCGCGCGGGGCUGGGACUGUUGCUGGGCACCGCCGCUGGCCUUGGAUUCCUGUGCGUCCUUUACAGCCAGCGAUGGAAACGGACCCGGCGCCAUGGCCCAAGCCAGAGCCUGCCCAACUCCCUGGACUACACGCAGACUUCAGAGUCCGGACGCCAGGUGAUGCUAUUGCGCACUGUCCCUGGGGAGGCUGGAGAUGCUGCGGUGCUGCCCAGCCUCCCACAGGAAGGGCAGGAGAAGGUACUGGACCGCCUGGACUUUGUGCUGACCAGUCUUGUGGCACUGCGGCGGGAGGUGGAAGAGCUGAGGAGCAGCCUACAAAGGCUUGCUGGGGAGAUCGUGGGGGAGGUCCGCCUGCUUUUCAGAUCCCACAUGGAAGAGAACCAGAGAGCAGCUCGGCGGCGAAGGUUCCCAUUUACCCGAGAGAGGAGUGACUCUACUGGCUCUAGCUCUGUCUACUUCACAGCCUCCUCGGGAACCACGUUCACAGAUGCUGAGAGCGAAGGGGGUUAUACAACAGCCAAUGCUGAGUCUGACUAUGAGCGAGACUCUGACAAGGAAAGUGAGGACGGGGAAGAUGAAGUGAGCUGUGAGACCGUGAAGAUGGGGAGAAAAGAUUCUCUGGACCUGGACGAGGAGGCAGCUUCUGGUCCAGUACCCAGUGCCUUGGAGGCUGGAGGCUCCUUGGACCUGGAGGAUGUGCUGCCUCUCCUGCAGCAGGCGGAUGAGCUGCACCAGGGCAGUGAGCAGAGCAAGCGUGAGGGCUUCCAGCUACUGCUCAACAACAAGCUGGCGUAUGGAAGCCGGCAGGACUUUCUUUGGCGCCUGGCCAGAGCCUACAGUGAUAUGUGCGAGCUCACUGAGGAGGUGAGCGAGAAGAAGUCAUAUGCUCUAAAUGGAAAAGAAGAAGCAGAAGCUGCUCUGGAGAAGGGGGAUGAGAGUGCUGAAUGCCACCAGUGGUAUGCAGUGCUUUGUGGUCAGCUGGCUGAGCAUGAGGGCAUCCAGAGACGCAUUCAGACUGGCUUUAGCUUCAAGGAACAUGUGGACAAAGUCAUUGCUCUCCAGCCAGAAAACCCCAUGGCUCACUUUCUCCUUGGCAGGUGGUGUUACCAGGUCUCUCACCUGAGUUGGCUAGAAAAAAAAACCGCGACAGCCUUGUUUGAAACCCCUCUUGAUGCCACUGUACAAGAUGCCCUCCAGAGUUUCCUAAAGGCUGAAGAACUACAGCCAGGAUUUUCCAAAGCAGGAAGAGUAUAUAUUUCCAAGUGCUACAGAGAACUAGGAAAAAAUUCUGAAGCUAGAAGGUGGAUGAAGUUGGCCCUAGAACUGCCAGAUGUCACUAAAGAGGAUUCAGCUUUCCAUAAAGACCUGGAAGAAUUGGAAGUAAUUUUAGGAGAAUAGUCACAUUUCAGUGGCCUUCAUGACUGGAGGGAUGGCACUACAUAUGGGGGAAGAAUCAGGACUUUUCCCUGUACAUCCCCAUUGAGAUAAGGAACCCAAGCAAGAUUGGUUUAAGGAGUAUCUGGACUCCUGGGUCAGAUUGCUAUUCACUACCAUUCCACAGCUUAAUUUAUUCUAAUCUCUUAACUAAUCUAAAAUUGGGGAAGUACUGUGUUCUCUCCCUUAAGUGAAUUCUUGAAAAAUCAAGAAUAUUCUAGCAUCUGCCAUAGGGGUAAGUGUGGGUAGAUCCCGCGCUGUGAGAAGUAAGGACUAAGUAAGUAGCAGCACUGCCUACCGACUGCUGGUGAGGUGGAUGAACUUGAAAGAGCUACAAGAACAAAGCACAGAAUUGGUUACUUUCUCAUCUUUUCCACUGAAGAAUAAUCAGCAUGUAUAUAUACGUAGUUCUAAGAUCAUACCCUACCUACCAGGGUAAAAGGAAGGGGUAGAGCAACCACUGGAUAUUGCCCUCUUACACCUAUCAUGUGGAUUCUACCUGUGUUCCUGGGCUGAGGGGCUGGACCACUGACUUCUAGAAUCCUGGUGCUCUGGAAUGACAACAGUGGCAUAGGGUUUAUGAUACUGUGAAACAAGCUGAGGCCUGGAAUAUAUUUUGAUACAAAAUUUAAAUAAACCAAAUUUGAUUAGAAAUUA